Cynara cardunculus var. scolymus (artichoke) is the source of this 3330-nucleotide messenger RNA. RefSeq lists its product as uncharacterized. The record is from RefSeq and is a predicted model, not a curated record. The transcript has 3 exons. The annotation marks the transcript as partial. NCBI's taxonomy places the organism in Eukaryota, Viridiplantae, Streptophyta, Magnoliopsida, Asterales, Asteraceae.
AUGGUUGAUUUUGCGGAUGUGAUAUUCGAAGAACCCUCAUCACAGGAUUUUGCCGAUGUAAUCCUAGGUGAGACGGUUUCUUGUGCUUUUCAUGGAACUCCUUUGCAUGGGGGUGUAAAGGAGGCGGUCUUGACGGCGAUUGGGGAUAAUGUUGGAAUUAAUAAAAGGAGUGUGAAACCUCGGAUUCUUUUUCCGUUGGAAGCUAUGAGAGGUAUGGCUAAAUCUUUCCAGUCGAUUCUUUACGUGUAUUUUUUGGGACCUCGAUUUCCCAUUGUCCUUCGUGCGGUUCAAAAUGCAUGGGGAAAGUUUGGUUUCAUAGACGCUAUGGUAAAUGAACUUGGUUAUUUCUUCUUUCGGUUUAAUGAUGAUGGUGGUUGUAAUCAGGUUGUUGAAUCGUCACCCCUCAUGAUUAGAGGGAUGCCACUUUUUGUCUCAACAUGGGACCCUUCAAAGGGWCUUCAUAAACCUGAGCAUUCCUCAUAUCCUUUAUGGAUUAAAUUUUAUAACAUUCCUCUUGUUGCGUUCAAUAGAGAGGGUAUUAGCCGUAUUGCAAGUGCAGUUGGAGUUCCUUUGCAUUUGGAUGCUUGUACAGCUAGUACAUGUGAUAAAACUUGGGGAAGAACAAAUUUUGCUAAAGUUUUGGUGGAUGUUUGGGCCGUGGGUGAGAUACUGCGGCAAAUCGAAGUGGUAAUACCGAGGCUUUCGGGUAGUGGCGAAGAUAUGAUAAAGGUGGUUUUGGAGUAUGAUUGGGUGCCAUCCCAAUGUUCUAAGUGCAAAGUUUUUGGACAUCGUACGUCUUCUUGCAUGAAAGGGGAUAUAAGAAAGCAAAAGGAGAAUUUAAUGUCAUCAAGUAAUGAUGGUUUUAAAGAACCUAGAAGAAAACAUUGGAGGCCGAAGACUACUUCUGGACCUAGUACUGGCGCUCAGGCAGCUACUUCAGGUGAAGUUUCUAUGACUCCUGAUACGUUAGUUAGUGUUGGUACCAUAAAGCAGGUUAAUGAGGUACCGCCUUUCUCGGUCAUGGCUCAAAAGGAUAAAGAUGUUGUCAAGACUGCUGCUUCGGCAGUAUUAGUUGGGGAAAGUGUGGGACAUGUGGAGAGUCAAUAUUGUACUGUGGAUGCUGGGAGAACGCCAAGAGGAAGAGAAGAUCAUUCGAAUGUAACACUCCCAUCAAAGGGGGGUCCGGAACUUGUAAAAGUGGUGGUUCAUGCAUUUCAGCCGAGACGUGGUGUUGUAAACUCCACGUCUACUAGUAAUCGGUUUUCCUCAUUAGUUUCUGACGACUCUAGUGAUGAUGAUGAUAUGGAGAUAAUUGAUACUGAGGGGCAUACUGUGGAAAGAAGUAGGGGGGGAGAUAUUCACUUCAGAUUCCCAAUGAUAAAGUUUGCUUCUUGGAUUAUUAGGGGUCUAAAUGCCCUAAUAAAGCAAAAAGAGGUACGUGAUCUUAUUCAUGUAAAGAGUCUUUCUUUAUGUUGCAUCAUUGAGUCUAAAGUUUUACCAAGUCAUCUGGGAGAUGUAUGUGGUAGAGUGUUUGGUAGAUGGAGUUGGAUCACAAAUGGUUUAAUGUGUGAUCAAGGAACUCGUCUUAUUAUUGCAUGGGACCCGUCUGUUUUGUCCUUGAUAUUGAUUGAGCAGCAUUUUCAAUAUGUACAUUGUGAAAUUCGGAUUAUUGGUCAUCCUGAGCCCAUAUUUAUUACAUUUGUUUAUGGAUGUAACACGGGAGUGGAAAGGAGGGAUCUUUGGCGGGAUAUUGGAAAAUUCAAUGCUUUUACUCAUAGGAAAGCUUGGAUUGUGAUGGGUGAUUUUAAUUCAAUGCUUUUCCCCCAUGAUGGGUUGGGUGGAUCUUCUAGACAUAACUCGGAUAUGGAGGAGUUUCAUCUUUGUCUGGAAGAGGUAGAGCUUUUUGAUAUCACGUACCAGGGGUGCCAAUAUACUUGGACGCAGAAACCUUCUGGGGGAGAAGGUAUAUUGCGUAAAUUAGAUCGUAUUUUGGGAAACUCAGUGUUCAUUGACAGAUUUGGGGACGCCUCUGUUUUCUUUGAACCAAGGGGGAUCUCUGAUCAUUCUCCGGGCAUUCUUUCAUUCAAAGUAGGGAGACGAGUUAGACAAUGUGGUUUCAAAUUUGAUAAUUUCGUGACUUCUCAUGUGGAUUUCCUUAAAUCCGUGGAGGGUGUGUGGAUAAAACCUCAGAAAGGGUCUUAUAUGAAGAAAGUGCUCCGAAAAAUGCAAGAGAUGAAAGGGGUUUGCCGUCGGCUUAGAAAUUCAUAUGGAAGUCUGGAUAAGAAGGUGGCUUCUUUAAAGACGGAACUAGAUGUUGCUCAAUUGGCUUGUGAUCUAGAUCCGUUUAAUGAUAUGCUGAAAGARGACAUUGCUCAYCUCUUGUUAGCAUAUCAAAAAGCCAGGAAUGAUCAAUUGGAAAUGGUUCGWCAWAWAGCAAAGAUUUCUUGGUUAAAUGAAGGGGAUGGUAACUCUAAGUUCUUCUUUCAUGCCAUGAGAGAGAAGCGUAAUAGGAGCCAUAUUGCUACUAUUACGGAUUCUUUUGGUACUGUUUUUGAACAUCACRAUGUUCCAAAAGCAUUUGUUAAUCAUUUCGAAGGUAUUAUGGGUGCUUCUAAUACGUUGGUUCAUCCUUCUAUGGCGGAUUGUUCUUUUGCUCACUCUUUAUCGUUAUCGGACUCUCUGCAUUUAAUCAGACCUUUUACGGAUAUGGAAAUACAGAAUGCUCUUUUUGAUAUUGGGAAUGACAAGGCUCCGAGUCCUGAUGGGUUCUCGUCAAAGUUCUUUAAGGCGGCUUGGAGUGUGGUUGGUAGGGAUGUUCUUAUUGCGGUAUAUAAUUUCUUCUACUCAGGAAAUUUAGAGUACCAGUUGAAUCAUACUUUGCUUUGCUUCGUUCUGAAGGUUCCUAAUGCUUCUUGUGUAAUUGAUUAUCGACCCAUCGCCUGUUGUAAUGUGUUGCUUAAAUGUAUCAGUAAAAUUAUUGCUGACAGGAUGAAAGGCUCAUUGGAUGUUCUUAUUAGCAAGGCUCAAUCUGCGUUCAUUCCUGGMCGACAGAUAACUGAUAAUAUUCUAAUGGCGCAUGAGCUUGUAGCAGGUUACCAGAAACUCCAGGGGGGCGCCAAAGGGGAUGCUACAUCAGUUGAAGUGAUAAAACGAGCCCUCCAAUUGUUUGAGGAACGUUCGGGUUUGUCACCGAGUCUUGAAAAAAGUGAAGUGUUUUUCGGGAAUGUGGGGUUAGAUGUUCAAAAUAUCAUUCACAACUGCCUUCCUUUUCGUCCGGGGGUUUUUCCUUUUCGCUACCUUGGAGUUCCUCUCUCUCCAGUUAGAUUGAAG